Molecule: messenger RNA, 1668 nt
Organism: Mucor mucedo
Lineage: Eukaryota; Fungi; Mucoromycota; Mucoromycetes; Mucorales; Mucoraceae
Exons: 7
Coding region: 107-1342 (411 amino acids)
Biological process (GO): magnesium ion homeostasis
Cellular component (GO): intracellular membrane-bounded organelle
Source: RefSeq, a predicted model, not a curated record
CCCAUAAAUAAAAUCAGUCGUUCUCCCCCUAUUUUCAAUCUCUCUUUUUUUCCUUUUGAAAAAACAAAAUAAUAAAAAAAAGAACGCCUCUUUUAUCCUUCAGUCUAUGCUAAAAAUCUCGACAGUUUCGGUAUUGCUUUUACUAUUAAGAAAUAUUCUAGCACAGCCUAUUAUUGUACUAGAUAAUGAAGUGAUUACCUAUCAAUCCGCCAUGUUUUAUGAGCGACUUGUCAUAAUUGUGGUAUUGGUCCUUUUAGGCGGAGUAUUUGCAGGAUUAACGAUUGGGCUUAUGGGACUUGAUCAAACAAACUUGCACGUCAUGGUAGAAUCGGGUUCUGCCUCAGAAAAGGAGAAUGCUAAAAAGGUAUUAGCUUUAUUGGAACGCGGAAAACAUUGGGUUUUAGUGACGUUAUUAUUAUCCAAUGUGAUUAUCAACGAAACGUUACCUAUUAUCUUGCACGAUGUUUUGGGUGGAGGAUGGCAAGCAGUUGUUACUUCCACUGCUUUGAUUGUGAUUUUCGGAGAAGUAAUUCCUCAAUCCAUCUGCGUUCGUCAUGGAUUGGCCAUUGGGGCUAAGACAGCAUGGAUGGUGUUGGUUCUGAUGUACAUUAUGUAUCCCAUUGCCUACCCUACUGCUUUAUUGCUGGAUUUCUUUCUUGGAGAAUCACACGGUACAGUGUAUAAAAAAGCUGGACUCAAAUCUUUGGUGUCAUUACAUCAAGCCGUGCAUGCAUCUGAUGUCGAUGCACUUACAUCGGAUGAAGUGACAAUUAUUGGAGCAGUACUGGAUCUUAAAUCUAAACCCGUCUCAUUUAUUAUGACACCCAUGGAUGACGUAUUUACUUUGUCUACAGAUGACAUUAUGGAUGAAGCCCUUGUGGACAAAAUCUUGACAGCUGGUUACUCUCGUAUCCCUGUUCACACUCCCGAAGAUAAAAAUAACUUUAUUGGUAUGCUCUUGACAAAGAGACUGAUCACCUAUGAUCCUGAAGAUGCUUUACCCACAAAACAGUUACCUUUAAGCGCAUUGCCUGAAACAGGUCCUGAUACCAGCUGCUUGGAUAUUCUGAAUUUCUUCCAAGAAGGCAAAAGUCAUAUGGCUUUGGUCUCGGAUGAUCCGGGAGGUGAGAGUGGUGCAUUGGGCGUGAUUACACUAGAAGAUGUGAUUGAAGAACUAAUCGGUGAAGAGAUUAUUGAUGAAACUGACGUCUAUGUUGAUGUUCGUAAUAAGAUUCGUGUUGUGCGUCGACAAAUGUUGAGUAAACGUAAUACCCACUUGACCGCAAACAAAAAGAAAGAAAUGAAGCAAGAAAAGCUCUCCAAAUCGUAUGGAGCUGUUUAAUUUAUAAAUACCUACACUGGAAGGUAUUUCAGUAGGAAUUAAAGAAAAAAUAAAGAAAUUAGUAUAUUUGGCAUUAGAGUAAAAUGUUUAUAAAAUACAUCUCGUAAGAAUAUCGAGCUCGUUGAGCUUCUUUGGUCCCGCUGGAGGUAGUAACAGUAUCUGUAGAACAAGGUGUAAUCGACGUUUUGGUUAGAAUAUGUAUACGGAAACAUAAAAGCAGACUAAAACAAUCUGGAAGAGACAAUUUAGAAGUACACACAAUAAAAGAAGCCACAUUAUAUCACCAUUCAUCAACUUCAGAAUGUGUGUUUCCUCCUGCAUUACAA